Molecule: messenger RNA, 3661 nt
Organism: Penaeus monodon (black tiger shrimp)
Lineage: Eukaryota; Metazoa; Arthropoda; Malacostraca; Decapoda; Penaeidae
Gene: metro
Product: MAGUK p55 subfamily member 7-like
Cellular component (GO): cell-cell junction; plasma membrane
Molecular function (GO): protein binding
Source: RefSeq, a predicted model, not a curated record
GCUUGGUGGUGGUGAAAGGUCAUCGGAAUGACAGCUGUGAUGGCCAGCGGAGACUCAGGUAGCCUGUCUCUGGGUGGUCUGCUGACAUCCCUGGAGAAGGCGCGCGUACACCUAGAUAGCGAUGAGGAGGACUUUGGCUUCCUGGCCGAUCUGCUCAAAUCACGAGAACUACAAGCCCUUGUUCAUGUACAUAAUAAGAUCAAUCGCACGAGGAAGAACUGCCAGCCGUUAAUGUCUAAUGCAGAAGACAUCGGAAUUUCAAUUAUGCGAGAAAUCCACUACAGAACCAUUCCUUCAGCUGAUGCCAUAGAACUGUUUGCUAUCUUGCAGUCGCCACACCUUCAGGGUGUUCUCCAAGCACAUGACAGCAUCGCCGCCAAAGAUUUUGUACCCCAUUUACCGGAAAUACCAACCGAGGUUGACGAAGAUGAAGAGACCGUUAAGAUAGUGCAGCUUGUGAAGAGUAAUGAACCCAUGGAAGACGAGUUCAAAGAUAUGCUGAAAGCGGAUGCAAGAAUCGAGUUCCACUACUCGCACUGGUUUGACGAGGUUAUUGUCAAUGACGACUUGUCCUCAGCAUUUGAGCUCUUGGUAGCUGCUGUAAAUAGGGUGGAGACUGAACCACUGUGGGUGCCUGCAUCCUGGGUGCAAUAAUUCUAGUGCAAUCAUUUUUUUUCUUUUUCUUUUUCUUUUGUCAUGAUUUCCAAAUUUUUUUUCCCCUCCUUUUAUUAAAGUAGUGCAGCAAUAAGUCAUAUUCUUCAUGCAUUAUGCUUUAGAACAGUGGUUUCUUGAAGUGUUAAUAUCCAUGUGAAGUGCUGGACAUGACAGUGCCAACACACCUGCCUUUAGUUUUGUUUUGUGCCUUUUUUCAGAAAAAAAAAAGUUUUAGGACCAUGAAAAAGUAAUAAUUGUUGUUAUUAGGAGGAUUUAGACUGUAUCCAAGGAUAGGCAAGAUAACAGUAGUGUAUAUUUACUGGAAAAUUCCUUUGAGGUUUCAAAAGCUGCUCUUACAAGGCUCGAUAUACCUUUAUGGUGUUAUGCAAGAUUUUGUGUUAUUCCCACAAGGUUACUAGCCUUUCUUGUAAUACACAGCAGGUGAACAAUCACAUGGCAUUUUGGUGCAGGUAACCACACUUCUUGUGUGCUAUUACUACCAGUGGAGGAGGCAGCUAGUCAUUGUUUAAAAUGAAACCACUGGGUGUUAACCUGUAGUGUUAAUCCCUGCAUUUCAGCCAAAAGAAAAUGGUAGACAUCACUUCUUAGGUAGAGUUGAGUAUUCUACCAUCAUACUGCAAAAAUCUAGUGUGACUAUCUUGGUGUAACUUGUUAAACUGUCAUCACAAACUUUACCAAAGCAAGAUUGUAAAAUGUUUGGCUUUGUGAACUGUUUAAUCUCCCACUUUCUCCUAUAAAUCUUCAAGGAUCUGUUUCAGUGGACUUCCUAAAUAUCUCUUGUGCCUCAUACCUACUUACUAACUAAUAUUGACUUAUAUAGAGGUGUGCAUGCAACCUUAUAAGUAAGUAAACAACUUUUUCAGUUCAAAGCAUGUCGAACUGUGCCCAGUAUGGCUGCAGCUACUUUCAUUAUUUAUUGUCAUAAUUUGUUUCAUCAUUAUUUAUUGAAAAUGUCCUUAGAUACCUCGAUUCUUGUGAAACAUUUUCUCACACUGCUCCAUGCAAAACACUUACAAUGUCUCAUGUACAAAUGAGGAGAAAAGAGAAGUGUGAACAAGAACUGUGUGAAUGAUGGUGUAGCACAAGAGACAUCACGUGGUGCGAGCACUCUUGUGUAGAAGUAAUACAAAUGCCCCAUGUUGUGCAUAGCAGAGCCCAGCCUCAGUGAAGUACCAGAUUUAAUGAUGGUUAUUUGGUACAGAGUUUUUAUAAUAGUUACAAACACCUUUUAUAUAGUUACUGUUGUAUGUUUCUAUACUGCCAUAAAUAUAGGUGAGAAUAGGUUUAACAACAGCUUGAGCAGUUGAUGUUGGAUGAGAGUAGAUGCAAAACUUGUCAGCAAUACACAUUCCUAGUUCAGUGAUCUAGUCUUGAAUGGAGGGCCGUUGAGUCUUCGUUUGAUGUCAUAACCUAAGCUGUAAUGGGUUAGGGAAUAUAUUCACCACAUCUUGUGAAGGAAAGAAAAAAUAAUGGGCAUGUAAAUGUGCAAUUGCUUUAAUGGUUGUGGUAUUUCUCUUUGUUUCAAUGCUGAUUAUGGCCUUUUUAAAGAGUUUAGUAUUAACAAAUUCUUUUAUUCAGAUAGGUAUGUAUAAAACUGAAUUUUAGCAUGAAUAUCAUAAAUAGUCAUUGUAUCAAAAUAAGUGGAUAUUAGAGUGAUUGAUGAGGAAGAUAGGCCUACACAGAUUUAAGACCAUUUAGCAGCAUGGAUUCACCACCAGUUAAAAGGAGUUCAUGCAUGACCACACUCGGAAAAUGUUCUAGUUGUAAGGGCACUUAAGUGACUUUGUGGUUGUAUUUUUUCUUUCUAAGUUGUAGGGACUGAAAUUUUGCCAGAUAUUUUGUCCUGACAAGUUCUUCCAUCCCCUUUUUAUUUUUUUUAUUAUUUUUUUUUUUAUCCAUGUCACUGCUCUGCAUGUUUACACUUUAAUGGCAUGGGGUUUGUACUUUUAUUAGCAGUGCAGUUAUUUUUUUUCUUAUAAUUUAUUGCAGAAGACCUAUGUUAAAAGUAUACAAUUACCUUUUAUAAGGAGUAGAAAUGUACUUAGGUAUUGUGACCAUUCUUCUUUUUAUUGAUUUUAUUGAUUUCUUCUCUCCAUUCAUAUAUCCAUGUUGAGUCAGUAUGAGAUAGGAAAAGUCUUAGGUUUGGUCCAAAGUGUAAAGACGAGUGGCCUAAAACGUCGAUUUGAUUAAGUGAGUAAAACUAAGACUUGAUUCCAUGAAAUGAAUUAAUUGAAUUAAGUUACUGAGUACCUGUGCUAAAUAAAACCGUAGGAGCUUAUGUGCAAUCAUUGCAUAUAUAUGUACAUUUAAGACGGUAUGUAUAUCUUCUUUUUUUUUAUUGGCUUGCAGUUGGUAUGAAUACUUGUACACUCAAAAAAAAAAAGGAAAAAAAAAAUCUCCCACAGCAUCUAUAGGUCUUUGAAUUAUAUAUUAUCCAUGUUUAUAAGCAGUCAUUAGUAUAAUGAAUGAAAAUCAACCAGUAGAUGUAGUUUCUUGUAUACACAUUAUUCUUUUGGGAAUGUCUUAUAAGAUUUUAGAAAACUAGUUAAGAACUGUCAUCUGUAUGAUGCUAGUUAACAAAUAGGCUUUAUUGCUGUUUUUUGUUGUUUUUAUUUAUUUUUUAUUAUACUUUUCAGUUUGAAUGAAUGAAUGUACAGAGAAAGGGUAAAGUACUUCAGGUGUGUGGAAUAUUACAUGUGCGUUAUAUAUUAUCCACAGAAGCAUGAAAACCUUUUUUUAAUGAUAUAUGAUAAUGGCCUUGUAUGAUUUAAGAAAAUAUGAACAUUAGAUUUAAUGGAAGCCAAAAUUAGGAGGUUACUAGUCACACAGUAGUAAUGUGAUUUGGUAGUGCACAGAGAUUAUAAAAACACUUGUUUGACAUAGAUGGGUGUGUGAUCAUGAUAAUAGCCUGAAAGGUAACUAAAUUUUCUAAAUGUUAAUGAUUGAUUCAAGAAUAUUAUGAACAUUAUACAAAUGCUUAAUUUUU